Ectocarpus sp. CCAP 1310/34 is the source of this 1440-nucleotide messenger RNA. Lineage: Eukaryota; Phaeophyceae; Ectocarpales; Ectocarpaceae. The record is from the annotation of a GenBank genome assembly.
AUGUCGGUAGCAACACCUGAGUUUGACGAGGUGUGGCGUUGGGACGGGUGGACAACUUCUGAUGAGACUCUCACUCAUGGCGCGGUCGACUCGGACGGCGAUGUUGUUCUCGUGGGGACACAAGGCUACGCGGCCGCAGAAGACCUUGUCGAUGACACCUUUGUAGAUGCCUAUUCCGGAGAUUUCGCGGCCGUCAAGUUGGAGGGUGCAUCAGGCGAGGUGCUAUGGACUUGGACAGCUUCCUCUUUGGGGAGCGAAGCGGACGUCUUUCUGGCAAGUGACACCGACAGCAACAACGACGUCAUUAUGGGGGGUACAACAGAGGGGUACUGGUCAUCUUCCAACCACGACAGUGUCCCACAUCUGGCGGCCGUGAAACUUGACGGCAGCACGGGGGAUGAGAUAUGGAGGUACCAAGAACGCCCUCCGGACUCGUACACGUCUUUAGAAAGUUUUUUUUACUACGGUUCCGGCAGUGUGCUAGGUGUGGCUGUCGACGGUGACGAUAACUGCUUCUUGGCGGGGCAGACCUAUGGAAGCCUGGUCUUCGGCGAGGGUGACCCUGGAGAUUCUGAUUUCUUCGUCAUCAAGCUAGACGGGACGGACGGCAGCGAGAUGUGGACGGUACAAGGCGGAGAGUCGACGAGCUUCGAUGCAUUUCACAACGUAAAGGUGGACUCGGGCGGAGAUCUGAUCGCCGUCGGCAUUGGCGGAGACGAAGACGCAGUGAAUGUUGUCGUGAAGUUCAGCGGCACCGACGGUGCCGUUCUCUGGGAAUAUUCACCUGUCACGUCGUUCACUCAUGAUGUUCCCCAGUCGGUCGACGUUGACACCCAGGACGACGUGUAUAUUGCUGGCGGCUACGAUGCCCUGAAUCUGCACGGUAUUCUAGCAGAAACUCCGGUGGUGCUGAAGCUAGACGGGGCGACAGGGGAUGUCGUGUGGACCUACGAAGGCGUAAACACAUCGAGUGCUGGGUUCUCUCGUAUUGCCGUGGAUCUCACAACGGGGUGGGUUGUGGGUGCUGGCUGGACGACAGGGACCUGGUUGACGGGUGCAGCUCAAGGCGGCUAUGACUUCGCUGCGGUGGUGCUAGAUGGGGUCACUGGAGAUGAACUAGGGCGCUACCAGGAUGGUACCACCGAUGACGACUAUCUUUCGUUCGUUGGAUUUGAUUCCGUUGGGGGCUUAAUCAUAGGGGGGCAAUGGACGGACACCGGCGGAGAUGAGUUCGUGGCGAUCAAGUUUGCACCCUUCGAACUUAUAGCGCCUACACCGGCCCCUACCCUCCCUCCAACGCUCAUCCCAACGCUCACCCCAACACUCACCCCAACACCCGCGCCAACAAUCGCUCCAGUCACUUUGGCUCCCAUGACGACUCCUUCCCCUCUAGCCAUAUCGGCAGACUCGGCGAUCCAACACCUGCUCCAUUUCAGUUAA